AUGUCCUACCAGUACACCCUCCACGGGACCCAAGGCCCAGGAAGACAUCAUUUCAAAUGCUGGGAAAAUCAGGUCUUCGUUCAAAUGCGUCGUAAUACCAAAAUUCCAUACCUACAUCUCUAUGCUCUACCUUUGCCACGCGAUCAUCAGAAACGCAAAUCUGUUGGAGAACUUGACGGGCUGGAUCUAGAAGAUGCCAAGAAAUUACAACAGGCAGCCGAUGAGAUUAUUGCGCAAACCCGAGACGACUUCGUGCAGAAAUUAAGUGAUAAGGAACGUGCGAAUGGGAGAUUGAUGUUUGAGGGGAUUAAAGAGCUUUCUGAGGAUGCGAAUUAUGCGGACGCUUUCGCAGGCUCGAAGAUGAAUCACAAGAUGAGACGUCUAUGGGUUGUUCUCAGGGAUGAGUUCGUGUUCUUGUCGUAUGGUGACGAUGGGAAGAGCUCUUGGGGCUGUCUAACACGUUCUAUCGUGUUUCGCUGCUUCCUGUUGCUCGCCACGUUUUUUGAGCAGGUGUUUUCGGGUUUGGAAGGAUUGAGACUUAAGUUUCAAGGUGAUGGCGUACAUGCGGAGCCAGUAGGCGAGGUGUGA
Botrytis sinoallii is the source of this 588-nucleotide messenger RNA. RefSeq lists its product as uncharacterized. The record is from RefSeq and is a predicted model, not a curated record. The coding region runs from base 1 to 588 and encodes 195 amino acids. Lineage: Eukaryota; Fungi; Ascomycota; Leotiomycetes; Helotiales; Sclerotiniaceae. The transcript has 2 exons.